ACACAAUCGAAGGGAACACGGGAAGCCGAGCACAAGUCAAAUUGCCCCCAUCAUUCUCUCCAGACACAGAGCCCCUCCGGUCCGAAGUUCACACAAGUGCCGCCACCAUACGUUAACAUGGUGAUCCCCCCGGGGCGACUACCGUGCCCUACGGAAGCAAAUAUUGUGAUGCAGAGUUUCCAUAUCUAAUAGAGGGUCUUGUGACCAGCGGCGGAGAUGCUAAAAUUUUAUUCAUGGUCUGCAAAAUUGGCCCAAUCCUUUUGUCAUUUGCUGAUUCAGGCCGAGUAUGGCCGCAGGGCUCGUUGACCUGAUCAAAUAUUACAUCGGGGUUCGCAGGGCUAAGACCCUGUCACAUGGGCCAGAUAGCACAAACUUGAUGGAGAAAAUGGGCCGAUACUGAUGGGAUUUGAAGAAGCUCAGUGGGAAUACAUGUACUAGUACUAUACUGUACUGUACUCGUACGAGUAUCGUACUAGUUCAGUGCUGUGCUCUGCCAUUGGAUGAACUCGAAAAUGCGACGAUCCCGCGUAGUCAGCCUACUUGCAGCUCUAUUGGACUGGAAGUGGAAAAGCUUAUCCAAGUGUGACAUCGGGACAGGGCCUCAUCUGAUCUUUCCGGGAGACAUUGAGUGUGCAAUGGUACAAAAAGAUCUCUUUUACCCCUAUGACACCCCCACAGAACCCCUCUUUGCCAAAAAAACAAAUAAAAACAAAUACCAUACAGUAUCGGUAUGCAGCCUACUUGGAAACUCUCGGCGCUCGAGUAUAUAACGCCCCUCUUGUAAGGAGAGUCUGCUUCCAUUCCUCGCGCCACUCUUCCCCCUCCCAGUGGCCACCUUAGGGAGUCACCUCAGGGAGUUGUCAUCUAUUCCUUCUCUGCUCCCUGCACCGCGCGGCCGCGCGUCCUCUCCACCUUGACAGCAAAUAUGCCGAGGCGUUGGUCACUGGGAGUUCUGGAGGAUCCUGAUACUGAGGAGGUUCCAGGUAUGACCCCUUUCUGCUUGCUAGCUGUACCUACUAGCUGACCGGGAGAGUAGGUACCGUUCUUUUACUCUCUUCCACCAGACAGGAACCAUUCGGGUUCGAAGCAGUCAAGAGCGAGGAUAAGAGAACUCCUGACGGAAAAAUCAUCUUGAACCCGCAACCAGAAGACCAUCCCGACGACCCGCUAAACUGGGCUUCAUGGAGACGGGAUGCUGCCCUACUAUCAUUGGGUUGGCAUUGUUUAGUCGGUGGUGGACAAACCCCUGUCCUUGCUGCUGGGUGAAUUGCCUUGGGAAAUGAUCGCCUUCCGGUCAUCUGACGGCUAAUCAAACACCUCCAGAUUCAAUGACGUCGCCAAAACCUUCGGGGUCACAAUACCAGAGGUUGCGUUGACAACCGGUGAGUUACCGCUGAUGUCCAACCAACCCUACCCCACCUUGGGGCUGGGGCCUGCAUCGGGCUAAACACGCCCCCAUGUGCCGAUGGUUGGUACGAAGAUGGCUGGGUGGCAUUGAAACUGAUAUUUCUUAGGUCUCUACAUGAUGGGCAUGGGCAUCGGUUGUUUGAUCUCUUCACCAACGGCUAUAAUCAUCGGAAAACGGCCUGUCUAUCUUUUCGGAGCAGUGCUGUUUUUGGCCGCCUCGAUAUGGUGCGCUGCAUCCCCCUCUUACGGGUCGCUCGUAGCCGGCCGUAUCAUUAUGGGUAUCGGAGUCGCUCCUUGUGAAGCGCUCCCUAGCGCCACAAUUGCAGAAAUAUUCUUUCUUCAUGAGAGGGCCUACAGAGUGGGAAUAUAUACCUUGCUCUUGCUCGGGGGCAAAAAUUUGGUUCCUCUAGUCAGUGCAGUCAUCAUCCAGGCCUUGAAUUGGAGAUGGGUAUUCUGGUGAGUUAUUGUGGAUUGUGAUGUGGUUUGUCCAAGGCUAAUCCUAUUGGAAAGGACUGUCGCGAUCAUCGUCGGGUUUAACCUGUUCCUGCUAUUCGUCUUUGUACCGGAAACUUUUUGGGAUAGAACUCCCAGACCAAGCACCCGGCCAUCCGCAUUGCGCAGGGUUUCGUCUAGCCUCUUCUCUCGCGCUCAAUCAAGCUCGAAAAGGAAGCGCUCAAAGUCGAGAUCUCGGCGAACUUCACUUGAUGCGGGUAAAGCUGCAGGUGAAAAUGUAGCUGGUCUCGUGCCUGCAAAUGACUCGCCAGCCACUGAUGCCGACGCCGUAAAGCCGGCCGGCCCACGCCGGGCGCGUUUCGAACAAGCAGAGUCUGAAAAGCCCAGACCUGAAAACUCGGAGGGCCUACCCACUGCAGGGGAAAUAUAUCGACUAAAUACCGAAAAGUCGUCGCGCGUAUCCUUAGACAAAUAUGUACGAAAUGCAAGGCUCUCGCACCCCACGGAAAACGAAGCAACCGAUGAACCGACAGAGCCCGCUCAACCCGCUAUACCCACUCACCCAAAGCCUUUCAUCCAAAGCUUGAAGGUUUACAAUGGUGUCCUUCGACACGAAUCCUGGAUCAAGGCGGCGGUUAGGCCAAUAAUUCUGUUCUCUUAUCCAGCAAUUCUCUGGUCCACUGUGGUUUAUUCCUUUUCGGUUGGUUGGCUUAUUGUGCUCUCCGAAACGGUGGCGCAUAUCUACCAAGAACACCCUUAUGACUUCUCCCGCCUAGCCACCGGAUUGGUUUACAUUUCCCCCUUUAUUGGCGGAAUAAUUGGCACCGCGGUGGCCGGAAAGGUAUCCGAUAUUGUUGUGAGAGCGAUGAGUAGAAGGAACGGUGGAGUUUACGAGCCCGAGUUCAGAUUGGUGAUGGGGAUUCCAGUCGCAAUUACAACGGCUAUUGGGUUAAUGGGGUAUGUUCACCCCGGCUUUUUAGUCUCGGAUACUACUCACGAUGUACUAGUUUUGGAUGGUCCGCGCAAGAGCGCGACAACUGGAUUGUCCCUACCGUAUUUUUUGGCUUGAUCUCAUUUGGGUGUUCUCUCGGGAGCACUACAGCCAUCACCUUUUGCGUUGAUUCCUACAGGCAGUACGCCAGUGAAGCUUUGGUCACUCUCAAUUUCUCCAAGAGUAUAUAUCCUCCGCCCCUAGGAACAGAGUACCGGUAAUGUAUGCUAACAGUGCCACUUGCAGACGUAUUCCAUGGAUUGGUGUUUUCCUUGUUCUUCAAUAGAUGGCUAGAGAAAGACGGCAGUAAGACGGUUUUUGUUGCACUGGGCGCAUUACAGAUUGGUGCAUUACUAUUCACGAUUCCGCUGUACAUUUACGGGAAGCGUUUACGCCUUUGGACCCACAGGAGAGUUUUGAUGCAAGCAUGGACCUGAUCGUCUGUUGGGGCGUUCAGGCUGCUGCUUUGAAGGAGUACACAUUUUGAUGAGGGGGUUUUUAUUUUUUAGGCGCAGGUUAGGUAGCAGUGGGGGGGCCUGGGAUAGCACAUUUUUGUUCUGUUUACACCAUGUGGUUGUUUUGCCUUUUCUCCUUUUUUUCCUUCCCCCUUUUCCUAUUUUAUACUUUCAUCAGCUUGUUGUUCAAGGGAUUGGCGAUGGUUUAUGACGUGCGGGAUGAGAAAUUUGCGAAUUAUACUUAAGCAUAUAAUUCUUGUGCCGGAAGGAGUGCUCU
Messenger RNA from Tuber aestivum (summer truffle), 3583 nucleotides. The record is from the annotation of a GenBank genome assembly. NCBI's taxonomy places the organism in Eukaryota, Fungi, Ascomycota, Pezizomycetes, Pezizales, Tuberaceae.